Messenger RNA from Acanthochromis polyacanthus (spiny chromis), 6534 nucleotides. Its product is annotated as sodium/potassium/calcium exchanger 3-like. NCBI's taxonomy places the organism in Eukaryota, Metazoa, Chordata, Actinopteri, Pomacentridae. The record is from RefSeq and is a predicted model, not a curated record. The coding region runs from base 477 to 2309 and encodes 610 amino acids. Gene Ontology annotation, molecular function: calcium channel activity; calcium, potassium:sodium antiporter activity. Gene Ontology annotation, biological process: intracellular calcium ion homeostasis; calcium ion transmembrane transport. Gene Ontology annotation, cellular component: membrane. The transcript has 17 exons.
UUGUUUUAACACUGCUAGCAUCUCAGAAUCUCUCAAAACGUCGCCACAUUUCAGGCCAUUUCCUCUGAAAAACGCGUCCCGUGUUUGUCGACGCCUGGUGGCCGGUGCGUGAAAGCGCAGCUAGCUGACAGUCAAAGUGAAGGAACACAGGGUUCAGAGCAUGUCGCCUCCUGUUGCUGCACCUCACUGUGGGAUCUGCUGUCGACCUUUCAGCCUGCACACAUGAGCGCAGAGAGCUUUCGGACGCCGCUGCUCGCUAUGUGCGACCCGGAGGAGUUGAGCAGCUCUGCGGUAGGAGUCUGAGAGGGAAAAAAGGGAAAACCGGGUUUGUCACUGCGGGGAUUUUUUUUGACACAACUUGUCUGAGAAGUCGCUUCGCUCCCGCUGCUGCUGGACGUCGGUUGGGGAAAGUGUGAAACAAGUGUCAGGAAGAGAAGCAACAGAUGUUAUUUGGUGGAUAUGCGGCCGGCUGAGGAAUGAGAGCAGCGGCAGCGGCGAGGCACCGGCGGCCCUUCCAGCGGUUCUGCUGCUGUGGAGUCGGGCUGGUCGCCGUCAUUUGGCUCGCGCAGGUCAUCCAGGCACCAGAGACGGAGUCCUCUGGGUUUCGGCCAGGCGUGAACUUCGGGACGCUGCAAUGGACUCGCAGGUUAUUGCAGGAGAAAUCAGACAACCAGAGCCUGGGUGAGCCUCGAGCAGCCAUCCAUGAGUUUCCAGAGGACAUUUUCACCAAGGAGCAGAGGAAGCAUGGGGCUGUGUGUCUGCAUGCACUCUGUGCCAUUUACAUGUUCUACGCCCUGGCCAUCGUCUGUGACGACUACUUUGUCCCUUCUCUUGAGAAAAUAUCUGAGAAUCUUCAGCUCAGUGAAGAUGUGGCUGGAGCGACAUUUAUGGCAGCAGGAAGCUCUGCUCCAGAGCUAUUCACUUCUCUCAUCGGUGUCUUCAUCACGAAAGGAGACGUUGGAGUUGGCACGAUAGUGGGCUCAGCUGUCUUCAACAUCCUGGUCAUCAUCGGACUGAGUGGAAUCUUUGCAGGCCAGACGGUGGUUCUGACAUGGUGGUCUCUUUUUAGAGAUUCCUCCUACUACAUUCUGUCUGUACUGACUCUCAUCCUGGUUAUUUAUGAUGCCACAGUUGUCUGGUGGGAGUCAUUGCUCCUCAUGACCAUGUAUGGAAUCUACAUUUUAAUCAUGAAGUUCAACUCCCAGAUUAUGGUGUUUGUGAUGCAUAAGUUCAGGAACGUUGGGCCACGCUGCCUCCGAUCAGAGGAUCACGGUGAUGACAAGAUGGGAGAGGAUGCCUCGGGCUGCAAUACCUCUAUGGUGCUUCUCAACAAAGGCCAAGGCCACGGUCCGGACCCUCCAGUGGUCAUGGUAGAUGAGCUUCUCAUCCACAACCCCCACAAACUGUCCUUCUCAGAGGCUGGCCUGCGUAUUAUGAUCACCCCCCACUUCUCGCCUCGCACCAGACUCUCUAUGGCAGGACGCAUGGUUAUCAGUGAGAGGCAGAGACUGAUCCGUAGUUCAAAGAACCAGCGGGAUGUCGAGGCCGGUCCUGCAUCAAGGGGCGCAUCAACCAGCAAUAGUGUGAAGAGGACGGGCUCCUGCAGUCUGGAGAAUGGAGGUGGGAGACCUGGCAUAGGAGACUUGGAGUCAGGAGACAAACCAGGCACUGAUGUGUGCCAGCCAGAGGAGGAAGAGGAUGACGAAGAUGGGAUUUUCAGUCCAGUGCGCAUACCAGGCGGCUGCUGUGCACGGGUAAAGUGGGUGAUCACGUGGCCUCUGGGCCUCCUGCUCUACUGCACUGUGCCUAACUGUAUUCUGCCACGCUGGCACCGCUGGUUCAUGGUCACCUUCGUGGCCUCCACAUUAUGGAUCGCUGUCUUCUCCUACCUCAUGGUGUGGAUGGUCACUAUCAUCAGCUACACCCUUGACAUCCCGGAUUACAUCAUGGGUAUAACCUUCCUUGCAGCAGGAACCAGCGUACCCGACUGCAUGGCGAGUCUGAUUGUGGCUCGUCAAGGCAUGGGGGACAUGGCAGUGUCUAACUCCAUAGGCAGCAAUAUCUUUGACAUCCUGCUGGGUUUGGGGUUCCCCUGGGCUUUACGUACCCUUAUAGUGGACCAUGGAUCAUCAAUUUCCAUUAAUAAUAAAGGACUUGUAUAUUCUGUCAUCCUGCUGCUGGCAUCCGUUUUUCUGACGGUGAUGAGCGUUCAUCUGAACCACUGGAGGCUGAACCGCCGGCUGGGUCUGGGUCUGAUGUUUCUCUAUGCCAUCUUCCUGCUCUGCUCCAUCCUCUUCGGGCAAAUGUGAGGCCUUAAGGUCGAAGUUUAACCCUGUCAGACAACAUGCUGAGUACCUACCUUUCUACCACACAUCCUCUUUCCUGAAACCAAAAAAAAAAAAAAAAGAAGAAUGACAGCGUUGUUGUGCUAAUUGUGAAACUUUCUGUGCACCUCUAUAGGACUCGCUACAGUGAUACUGUACACAUGCAACUACACAAGCACACACACAGACACACACACACACCACAUCUUUUAGCACAAUUUUGUGUCCUUUUCGUACAGUGCAGUGUUUGACAGCUGUCUUUAGGUAACAAAUAGGCGGACUGAGCAAAAAAUUUCACUGGGUCUUUGACGUUAAAAAGGGAGUGGCACCAACAAAAAUGUGAUUUAGAAAACAAAACUGUUCUUGGUCACUAUGUAAUGGAUUAUAUUUUGAUAAAUAUAUACCAUAACUGAGCUGAAAUUUUCACUCCAUAAUAACUUUUGCAAUACAUUUAUUGUCUAUUUUAUGUUUUGAAUAGACGGCUCUUCUUCUGGCAUCUUCUUUUCCAAAAUCUAUAUUUCUAAGAGAAGGUGGUUCCUACUUACUAAAUUAGCAAUUAGCUAACAGACAAAUCUUGAAAUGUUUAACAACAUUUCCUUUAAUAAAUGCUGUACUACCCCUUUUUCAUUAAAGCAAUAAGUCAGUAGAGGUUUAAAGUCACACUCGUUUUAUUUAUUUUGCUAUUUAUUUGUAUUUUUAAUGUUCAUGCUCUGAAUUCUGCUGCAGUUACACAGAUUGAAGUCCCUGUAAAGGAGUAAAAAAAAUGUUUUCUCAGUUUGUCACAUUGCAGAGAAAUGUAACCACCCACCCAAAUUUAAAUGAUGAAAAAGUAUAUAGAAGUAUAUACAAUUAGAAUCUAUAAAUGUGGAAAAAUAAGCAACAUUCUCUGAAACAUUGAAACAAAAAUGGACCAAACCAACCCUGAAAACAGACCUGAGUUUGUUUUAAACAAACCAAAAAGAAUCACAUGUGAAUUGUGAACUUGCUCUGUAGAUACAGAUGCUGUCGCUUUGCAGAUGUGGAAUGAGUUAAGAAUGACAGUAGACUAUCCAUGAAUCUCAGUUGUCUCUGAUGAAAGUUUUUUAAACCACCCAUUGUAAGACAGGUGAUGCUCCUCAUCAGUUUGGCUCUGUACUAAAUCAGUUCAUCUCAUCAUUUGUAGGAAAUUCAAACGAGCAGCCUGAGCUGUUCUGCAAAUUCUGUCAUCUAGACAUGAUGCAUUGGUUGGACGAAGGCAGCUAGCUGGCAAACUGUAGGCUGUAGUAGGUAUAGACACUCGUAAUCCAGCAGGAGAACCACUGAUGCUGAUGCACUCCAGCUUUUAUAAUGUCGUGUUAGGAGGAGGGGUCAGUGUGUCAUCGAACAAUGAUUUCUUGUCACCUAAAAAAUCCUGAACACAAAAAGAUAAACAGUCUAACAGGGUAACUCCGCAUAGUUCAGUCUUUUCACGUUUUUAGUCUUUAUUUCCUGUUUGGAACAAAAAUCUCCGAAUUUCACUUUACACUGACUUUAAUUGUAAUAACUCUGGUUCGCUUCUUCAAUGUCACAACAAGCACAAGUAAUUUCUUAUAGAGUAGCUUUAUUAGUCUGUAUUUGGGGCUGAAUCUGCAUAUUGUCCCCUCAGAUAAUUCCUCUUGGAGUUCAGCAACAGUUUGAGCAGAAUAUGCACUGUUGUGAUUUACAGUAGGGAAGUGAUGUGUAAAACGGCGAAUUCUACAUUUAGCCCUACUGGGUUUACAGCACAGGAAACAGUCAUCUUCAAAAUAAGUCGAGGACCAGGACAUGUGACUAGAAGCUAACGUAACAAUUUAUACUGCUAUGUCAUACUUGGGUCUAUUUUUCAAGGUUAAAACAAACUACCAAGCCUUCAAUGCUCUGAAUGUACAUCUUAGCUGACUUUUAGCUUUCAUGUGAACAUUUUUACAUGCAUUUAAAUGUAGCAGGCGAUACUGAAUUACAGCAAAGAAACCUCCGACCAGACAGGGAGGUGCUUUAGUCCUGCAGCGACAGACACCAUGCACGUGUCAGAAGACUUUAAGAGUAGAGCCGAUAUGAAAAUGCACAUCGUAACGAUAUUUUGACAACUUUGCCUCACUACUACUUAUAAGCAAGUAUUGGUACAGCUCAAUGUACGUAAAGAGAUUAACCUAGUAUUAUAGUAUUUUUAGAAGUCUUAUUACUAUGAAAUCUAAUAUAUUAUGUGCUUCUAUGAGUGUCACGGAUUUUGAUGACUUUAAGUGCAGGUUAGUUGUAAUACUUCACGUUUAGGUACGACAAUCGAUGUUUGUAUUGUUAUUUUUGUACAUUUUCUGAGAUUGUUUCACUUUGGUGGAACAUUUUUCCAUUUAGCAAACACAACAAUAAACACACACAUUUACAGCGUGUGUGUGUGUGUGUGUGUGUGUGUGUGUGUGUGUGUGUGUGUGUGCAUUACAGCAAAUAAUGCUGCAGAUUUCUUAUUAACCCUCGUGUCGUCCUGCGGGUCAAAAUUGACCCGUUCUAAACUUUAAAAAUGUGGGAAAAAAAAUUCCCAGUAAAACUUCUGAUGUCCACAUUUUCAACAUUUUUGGGAAAUCUUUGAACAUUUUUUGGUGGAAACAAAUAUUAAAAAUAUUUCUUAAGCACAUUCAGAUAAAAAAUUUUAUGCGAAUGUUCUUAAAGAAAAUAGAAGUUUUACUGAUAUAUAUGUAAUGACUUUAGAUAUUUUUAGGAUUUUUUUGGAACAUGUUUGCUCAUUUUUUGAAAAUUUUCUUGCAAAUUUUUUAAAAAUAAAACUUUUAGGGGAAAUUUCUCAGGAAUUAUUGGAAUUUUCUUCCUGAAGGUUUUCCAAAUUUUCAGAAAUUUGGGGAAAUUUUUUGCUGAAAUUUUGGAUUUUUUUUCUGACAAGGAAACAAUAUUUUUUGGUGCCCGUAAAUGAGGACAACGAGGGUUAAUACAAAUCUGCUGCUCCUCUAUUCCAACGUAGGAAAAGAUGAGCAACAAUCUGGACAUAAUAGGGUUUUCAGUUUUUCUGUCCACAAAUCUGUGAAUUCCAGAUUAAAUGUUCCACCAAAGAGAUCAAGGUGAUUUUUUUUUCUCUCAAAUGGCUGUACAAUUAUUAUCAUUGUCUACUUGACAAUACUUUCUACUGUUUGUAAAUGUUAAAUAAUUGACAUAGUUUUACAAUAAUGAAUGCCUGACAGAGACUAGUUUUGUGGUGUUUUUUUGAUAUUUAAAAAAAACAUAACGUAAGCCUAUUUGUGAAUUAUUGUAACAGAAUGAAUGCAUAUUUUGUCAAUGUGUUCGGUGGACUAUGAAGGCUGUAGAAUCAGAACAUUAAGAUUUUUUUUGUUUCAGUGUUGAUUCACUGACACAAUAAAGCCCAAUUAUAGGUUUGAAGUAAUUUAAAAAAAAAUGUUUUCAAAGUUUGGUUAGAAUAUUUACAUAUGUGAUUGUGCUGUCUUCUUGAUGCAGACAAAGUGGUGUUUUCCAUUAAAAUGAAAGUGAAAUUGCACUUAUUUAUGUAAUGACAGUAAGUAUUACUCAUGCUUUUGCUUUUUGCUGCAGUUGAAAAUUGUAGUUAAACCACAGAUACCCUGCUAUUACCUGUGAAAUCAGUGCAUUUUAAUUGGAUUUAAGGUGAUGGAUGCACUGUUAAAACGAACAAAAACGUAAUUAUGAAGUAAAUGUCGACAUCCCAGAUAUAAUAGUGCAGAAGGUAUCCUUUUCUAAGCAUGAAGUGCAGCUACGUUUUGAGAUUUAUAAUUGAAAAUAUAAUUACAAAUUUGAAAGCAAGAAACAGAAUCAUUAUUUCUUAUUUUUAAUGUUUUUUUUUUGUUUUGUUUUUUUUGUUUCAUUGCCUGGGGCAGAAAGUGUCUUUUCCUAUCCACAUGAUCUCCAUCGUUGUUUUACUCCCUCAACAACCUCAACCAUCAGUUCAUUGUGUUUUGCCAGCAGGGGACUCACAGCAGUGUUUGAUGUGGUACUUCACUCAGCUGCUGUGAGUCCCUGCUGUUCACUCCUGAUACCAAACAUCAUCUCCAUCCGAACAGCCGAACUCCUGUACUUGUUGCGGCUUCACAGCACUCAAACGAUGUUCUGUUUAUUCUGCUGUAAUGUUGGAGGUAGAAGAUAUUUUAGAUUUAAAAUUUACUGCUUUAGAGAUUGUAAUGGAUCAUAGACGACUGUUCUUGUAUCUUGAGUGCAAUAAACAAAAAAAGUGCAAUAACAA